Daktulosphaira vitifoliae (grape phylloxera) is the source of this 2239-nucleotide messenger RNA. RefSeq names its product ABC transporter G family member 23-like. Lineage: Eukaryota; Metazoa; Arthropoda; Insecta; Hemiptera; Phylloxeridae. Gene Ontology annotation, molecular function: ATP hydrolysis activity; ABC-type transporter activity; ATP binding. The transcript has 15 exons. The record is from RefSeq and is a predicted model, not a curated record. Bases 82 to 2109 code for a protein of 675 amino acids. Gene Ontology annotation, cellular component: membrane.
AUUUCAUACAUUUCAUGAUAUCUUCAAAUCCAUUAUUUUAGAAUUCCAUAAUUUUUCUGGUGAAAUUAAAACAUAUUAAAGAUGGUACAACAUAUAGAGGAUAACGUUGCUAUACGAGUAAUUAAUGCUCACAAAUCUUACAAUGAUGGUGUUCCUAUAAUAAAUGGUUUAAAUAUGACUGUACCAAUUGGAAAAAUUUACGGUCUUGUUGGCCCCAGUGGUUGCGGAAAGACAACAUUAUUAUCUUCAAUAUUGGGUACGCAAAUGUUGGACUCGGGAAUCAUAGAAAUACAAACAAAAUCUGCUUUAGAUAUCGGAUACAUGCCUCAGGACGUAUGUUUAGAUCAAUAUCUUACUGUGCACGAAACUCUUAUGUUCUAUGGGUCAUUAUAUCGCAUGUCAAAAUUAGAUAUUAUAAAUAAUAUAUCUGAAUUAAGGAAUAUUCUGGAACUCUAUUUUCAAAAUACUUACAUAAAAAAUUUAAGUGGAGGGCAAUGUAGAAGAGUAUCGUUAGCUGUCAGUUUAAUACACAAACCGAAAAUUGUAAUUCUAGAUGAACCAACGGUUGGUCUUGAUCCUAUUUUAUGUGAUAGAAUAUGGAAUUAUUUUUCAAAUUUAGUACAAGAUAAUAAAACGACCAUCAUAGUUACUACACAUUAUAUUCAAGAAGUACAUCAAGCAGAUAGAGUUGGUUUUAUGAGAAAUGGAAAAAUAAUACAAGAAGCGGAACCUCAUAGUAUAAUGAGCAGAUAUAAUACUGACUCAUUGGAAACUGCAUUUUUAGAAUCUGUUAAUGAAACAACAGCUGUACAGGCGAGUAGACAGCUACAUUCAUUUACUAGAACUAAAUCAAAAGAUUUAUUUAAAAGAGCAAAAAAAAUUAUGUCUUUUCAUAGAGUUUUUACGCUAUUUAAAAAAAAUUGUUUAAUAUUUUCCAGAGAUAUCACGUAUUUUUUUUUAGUUAUAAUUUUGCCAAUAAUGCUUGCAAUUAUCUCUAACUAUAGUGUUGGUAGUUCAAUUGAACAUAUAAACAUAGCAUUCCUUAACGAAGAAACAAAUAAUUCAAUCUGUAAACAAUUUAACUUUCAUGGAUGCAUAUUUGACAAAGAUUCCAAAAGACUUAUGAGUUGUGAAGUAUUAAAUUAUUUAAGAAUGCUUAAAUAUGAUUUGGUGGAAUUGAAUUCGAAAAAACAAGUGAAUAGUAUUGUAAACGACUCAAGUGUGCACGCAUUUCUUUACUUUCCUUCAAAUUAUACUAGAUUAAUACAAAAAGACAUUACUAACUUGACACAUUUUUUUUCAAAUCAAUUUAAAAUUUCACAUACCAGUAACCAGAAUUAUGUAAGUUUUCAUCAAAUUAAUAGCCAUAUUGACUUUGCAUUAGAUCAUAUUAAGAAAAAUUUAAUAUCAAAUUGUACUAUUAACAAAAAAAUGACAACAACAAUUGAGACAAAUAUCAUUUAUGGUGUGAAUAUAAAAGCUAGAAAUCAAAGUAUAGUAGGACUGUUAUUAGUUGGGACGUUGUUCUAUUUUACAAGUUUCUGCACAGCAAGUUUUAUGCUUUCAGAAAAACUUAAUGGAGGUUUGAUUAGAACAUCAAUCACAGGUGUUACAAUAAUAGAAGUAAUGAUUUCUUUUUUCAUCAUUCAAUUAAUUUCAAGUGUCGUUUACGUUGCUCUAAACCUUUUACUAAUUUUUUAUUUAUUUGAUAAUUCAAUUGAAAGUACAGAGAGUUUGAUUAAUUUGUGUUUUAUAUUAUUUCUAACGGUUACUUUUUCAUUUAUAUUUGGAUUAAUUGUAGCGGGAGUGUCACAGAGCAGUCUUGAAGUUAUGUUUUUGACUUUUUCAUAUUCAUCGGGUCAGGAAUUUUUCGGUGGUUUGAUGUGGCCGAUAGAAGCUCAACCUAAGAUCAUGCAAUUUAUUUCAAAGAAUACUCCAGUGACAUUAUUAGGUCAAAUAUCCAAUGAUAUUGUGUUAAAAAAUUGGACACUAUACAAUUCGCAUGUUGCUUCGGAUUUCGUAAAAGUAUUUUGCCUUUUACUACUUCAUAUACUUUUUAUAUAUUGCCUAAAAUACAUAAAAAAAGAUCUAUGGAUCUUACGCAAAUAACUUUAAUUUAAUGAUUCACCUACAAUUUGUAUUAGACAUUUUUUAUAUUUAUGUAAUUUUAAUUAAUUGUGCGUCAACAUUAUUUUUAUGUUGUAUACUUUUAUUUAUAAAUCUUCAAAAAGUAUGUGUA